Rhea pennata is the source of this 1224-nucleotide messenger RNA. RefSeq names its product solute carrier family 10 member 1 (gene SLC10A1). Gene Ontology annotation, molecular function: bile acid:sodium symporter activity. Gene Ontology annotation, cellular component: membrane. The transcript has 5 exons. The record is from RefSeq and is a predicted model, not a curated record. Gene Ontology annotation, biological process: bile acid and bile salt transport. Lineage: Eukaryota; Metazoa; Chordata; Aves; Rheiformes; Rheidae. The coding region runs from base 1 to 1224 and encodes 407 amino acids.
AUGAAUAAGACCAAGGGAGACUUUGAGAGCCCAGAGCCUUGGAGUCCAGGUUGCAAUCAGAGCACUUCUUUGACCAGCGCUGCACCACCAUUUGCAUUUGGCCAGCAGGCCUCAGACAAAGCCCUGAAUGCGAUCCUUAUUGUGGUCCUCUUCAUCAUCAUGGUAUCUCUGGGGUGCACGAUGGAGAUAACCAAGAUCACAACUCACCUCAGGAAACCCAAAGGGGUAGCAAUUGCUGUAAUGGCUCAAUAUGGUGUAAUGCCUUUGACAGCAUUUCUUUUGGCCAAGCUCUUCCAGCUAGGUACUAUAGAAUCCCUGGCCAUCCUCAUCUGUGGCUGUUGUCCGGGUGGAAACCUCUCAAACAUCUUUAGCCUGGCACUGAAAGGAGAUAUGAACCUCAGUUGUUAUUCUUUUACUGAAAGGUUCUUUCUUCUGCUCAGCAUUGUAAUGACCACAUGUUCAACAGUCCUGGCAAUUGGACUAAUGCCUCUGCUUCUGUACCUUUAUUCUGGAGGACUAUAUGAGGGUGAUCUGGAGGGCAAGGUGCCAUACAAAGGAAUAAUCACCUCCCUGGUCCUUAUGCUAAUUCCCUGUGCCAUUGGCAUCAUCUUGAAUGAGAAGAAACCACAGUACACUGGCUUUGUCAUCAAGACAGGGAUCGCUGCGCUUCUGCUAUCAUCUGUUGCAAUAAUCGUUCUGUCUGUCAACAAUGUUGGAAGCAGUAUCACGGCCACUUUCUCACCAGCGCUCCUGGUAUCUUCUGCCUUGAUGCCUUUUAUUGGAUUCCUGCUGGGCUACAUUCUCUCUGCAGUCUUCAAGCUUAAUGAUCGGUGCAGGCGGACAGUGUGCAUGGAAACUGGCUGCCAGAACGUACAACUUUGCUCUACUCUACUCAAGGUCACCUUUGCCCCAGAAGUCAUUGGUCACCUGUACUUCUUCCCACUUCUCUACUUGAUAUUCCAGCUUGGAGAGGGCCUUCUGCUCAUUCUGGUCUUCAGGAUCCAUGAUAGAAUAACAAAACCAAAUGAUGCAGCAAAAAUGACCUGCACAGCUAUCACUGAAGACACAGACAUCGCCCAGGAAAUAAAACCAGUAUCAAGAUCUUGCAGAAAUAGUAGGAAACUAAGAAAACAGUAUAGAAAUAUUGUGCAACAUUUGCUACCACAAACCUCUCAAGCUCUACCUUCCGCAGAAGGUUUACAGGUCUCCCACAGUUGCGUGUAA